Podarcis muralis (Common wall lizard) is the source of this 3659-nucleotide messenger RNA. It is a transcript of the gene APOBR, whose product is annotated as apolipoprotein B receptor. NCBI's taxonomy places the organism in Eukaryota, Metazoa, Chordata, Lepidosauria, Squamata, Lacertidae. The record is from RefSeq and is a predicted model, not a curated record.
CACUUGUGUGCCCUGCCGAUAAAGCCAUACAUUGACGCAAGCACACGCUGGCAAACAAGCCGGUGUAAUGAAGCUAGAUUUGCCCUCAAUAUACAUGGCUGCUUUACAACAACAAUCUCCUCUCCCGGGAGAGCGUGAUUGUCAGAAAUUUAUUGCAAUAACGCUAUUCAUCGGGUAGCUGCAGAUAUGAACAGCAGAAACCACAGCACUAGAGAAAAAUCACAAAGUAAACCGGAAACAAAACAGACUCCUUAGUACCUUCCAGAACAGAAACAUUUAAAAAAUUUGUGGUGUGCUGCUUUUAACAGUUGUGCAAAGCCAGAACGGACUGUGGCAAUGAGUUGCAAAGGGGAGGAGGAGGAUGUGGUCAGAAGCUUUGACGGCGGCGUUACUUCCCUCCCUGGGGAGAAAGGAGAAGCUGCUAUACCUCCUCUCCACCUGACCCAGAUGUCCGAUGGAGCACCUUCAACGGCUGCUGGGGACCCUGCAACGGGCUCUGGAUUAUGUUUCGUCCUUCACCACUUACCUGCUUGGAGAUGAAACUUACCCAGGAGCAGAAGAGUCAGGACAUAGAAGGGAUAGGAGCAGCCGAGGCAGCAGCCAUGACGGGGAAGUGGAGACAGCACACUCUGGGGACAUUCCUCCAAGGAGACAUCUGGAGGUCUUUGAAGGUUCGCUCACCGCAGAGAUAACCCCAGCCAACCAGGAAAUCCAGGCAGCAUCAGAAGCAGCAGAUCACGAUGCUCAGGCGACAGAGUCUGUUCACAAACCUUCCAAGUUCCCCAACAGAUCUGAGGGACAGAAAAAGGCUGAGGAAAAGCUCUCAGAGUCCUCUCAAUUCCCAGCUGAUGCUCCAAAGUCAAGCCCCACAGCAGCUGCGAUCAGCAGCAUCAGACAGAAAGAUGUGGAGGGGCCAACUGCUACUGAGGGACUCCAUCAGCGGGAGCUAGAAGGAACCAGCUGGAUAGGAGGAGUUCAGCAGCAGGGGGCACUAGAGGAAGAGGCAGAUACAGAACAGCAUCAGCAUGGGGAAGCAGAGAAGCCCGAAGGCAAACAGCCAGAGGAACAAGGGCAGGGAGAAGAGACUUCAGAGGAGAGGGAGGAAAAACAAGUGGGAACUGUGUGGUAUGACGGGAUCCAGCAAACUGCACCAGAUUGGGCACUAUCUGUGGGAGAAGAGCAGAGAGGGAUGGUGAGGGAUGUGGGGUUUCAGCUCAGUGGGGGGGUGGAGGAUGAGGUCAAGAUGGUGGAGAGACAGCAGCUAGAGGCUGAGAGACAACAGGAAAACGAAGCAGAGAUGGAAAAGGACCUGCUGGAGGAAACCAAUAUGGUGGUUGCAAAGGAAGGAAUUCCACAAGCAGUGCCAGGCAGGGCAGAGAGUGAAGAAGACCAGGAGGAGAUGCUCAGAGGAGAAGCUGAAGCUGGGAGAAGCCAUCUGUGGGAGCCAAAGGAGGAAGUGGAAGGCACAAGAGAGACUGAUUGUGGUCAGGAAAAGGAACUGGGAGAAACUUUCUGGUAUAAGGGGAUUCAAGAAAGGGUACCAGAUUGGCCACAGUUUGUGGAGGUACAACAGCGAGGGCUGGAGGAGGCAACCAAGAUGGCAGAAGAUGAGCAGCUGAAGGUCGAGCAGGAACACAAAGAAGAUCCAGAGGCAGAAAGGCAGGAGGGAGAGACAUGGGCUGUGGGAUUUCACCACAGAGGGCUGGAGAAGGAGGAAGAAGAGGUCAAGAUGGCAAAUGGUCAACAGCUGGAGGUCAAGCAGGAACAGGAAGAAGAACCAGAGGUGGAAGAGAACCUGCAGGAGGAGUUAGAUAUAGCCGAAGAAGAAGAAAUUCAGCAAACAAUGCUGGGCACUGCAGAAACUGAGGGAGGGCAGGAGGAGGAGCUAGACGAGGAAGAAGAGGCAGGGAGAUGCCACCAGUGGGAGCCAAGGGAAACUGCUGUGAUUUUGGAAGGGCAGGAUGGGGAGCCAAAGGGAAUAGCAGAGAACAGGGGUGGUCGGUGGGAAGAAGUGGCAGGUGCAGAAGAGACAGAAGGGGUCCAGCAGAGGGAGGAAGAGGAACCUGUGAGAAAGGAGGCAGCAGAAGAAGAAGUGGAACUUGCAGGAGAAGAAUGGCUGGAGGAGAGUGACCAGGAGGGUGAAUCAGAGAGGCCGGCAGAAGCUAGUGGUCUUCUUGACAAAGAGGUGCUGGAAGCAGCUGGAGUCCAGGCAAAGCAAACAGAAGAGAUGGAAAGUGGCCGGCAGCAAGAACCCAUGGUGUGCACUUCCUCCAUCGCUGGGACGUUCCCAGUUAAGGUCGUGGCCCUGGAUACAAGUCACCAAAUGGAGCGGGUGCUGCUUCGCCGCAAGAGCUCUAUCCGGCGGGCGCCCAGCACAAAGAGACAGCCAGUGGAGACCCAGCCAGAGACGAUAAGCGUAGCUGAGGAGGUUCCAGCUCAACCACAAACACCGCGCAGGCAGAACCCAAGGCUUUCUGGGUUUGGGCCUAUGCACCCCAACAUGAUGGCUGAACUUCAGACCCGCCUGCGCAAGCCCCAGUGACCCAAGGGUUGAUUUCUGCAUUAUAUUUGAGCUUUCACUGGACGUAAAAGCCGCCUCUGGAAAUCUAGGGGCAGUUUAGCACUCAUUUCCAUGUUAAUUGCUUUCAGGGUGGGGGAUAUCCAUUUGCAACCCUGUUAAUGCAGAAAAUUGUGGGAGAUGAGUGAUGGAAUUGGGGGUACUCUACCGACAUACAGUUCUCUCGUGCCAUUUUCAUGCGUGAAUCAUGGGGGGACAGAAGUGCGCAGGUGCGGAAAGGGUGGGGAAGCGGCCUCAUGUCCAAUGACAUUUGUUGUUGUAUCACACCUCACCCACUGGUGUGAAAAAGAAUUAGUGCAGCAUGCCAGCGUAUUGCUCAAAAAGCUACAGCAGUGUGAAAGCAACGUUAGAAAACAGGGCAGGAGUGCUAGUGUUAUAAUCAGGAAAACCACCACAAAAUUCUCAUGUCUGAACUUACCCCUGUGAUAGGCUAAGGCACAGGGUGUGUGUGUUGGGGGAGGAAGACUAGAAAAUGGGGCUAAUGAUACCGGUUGCCAUUCAUAUCAAUGUCUCCUUCUGCAUUAGAGCCUUGUAGCGCUGCUGAGGCACUGCUUUUCCACAAUAAUCUGGAAGUGGAAUUAACACUCCACGUAAUACUUCAUAUAGCUCUUUCCUCCCUAAAAAUUCCUUCCUGCUCAAUCCAUUAAGACAGGGAUAGCCAACAUGGUGCCCUCCAGAUGUCAAUGGAUAACAGAUCCUGUCCCCCUUGGCCACUUGCUAUGUUGGCUGGGUCAGAUCGCAUUUGUAAUCCAGUAGCUUGCAGUGGACAUCACUGGCUACCCCUGUAAGAGUAUCUACAUCAGGGUGCCACAACUUUCAAAUGUGAGAGAGCCUUUUCAGUGGUUGUGUCCUCCCGACUUUUAAAAUAUUUUUUCGUAACUAAGUGAAGAGGAUGUUUUUCUUUCUGGCUUUUUAACGAUAGCUUUAGUUCAUUUAACUAAAUUUAGUUAAUGUAGUUCAUUUAUUCACGUUUAAUUGUUAUUUCUACUUUUGUUUUUAGUUGCUGUUUUCACCGUCAGAUGUGCAGUUUCUGGCUGGUUUAAAAUGUCAAAAUGUUGGUAUUAAAAAUUGUUUAAUUGCA